Molecule: messenger RNA, 3162 nt
Organism: Monopterus albus (swamp eel)
Lineage: Eukaryota; Metazoa; Chordata; Actinopteri; Synbranchiformes; Synbranchidae
Gene: slc20a1b
Product: solute carrier family 20 member 1b
Exons: 11
Coding region: 709-2823 (704 amino acids)
Biological process (GO): phosphate ion transmembrane transport
Cellular component (GO): membrane
Molecular function (GO): phosphate transmembrane transporter activity
Source: RefSeq, a predicted model, not a curated record
GAGGGGAAGUCUCACUGCUCAGUUGGGCGGCGCUUUCUCGUGGGUGUAUCCAAUAAAAUAAGGACCCCUGGAAGUCACUGCACCGGUUGGCGUGAGGAACUUGUACUCCUGCGGCAGUGAGAGCUCUCAUUCAAAUUGAGACGUUAGUGGAAAAGAAAGCCGGAUUUAUUUCACAGUGACCAUUAGCGUUUUAAGAUUUAUAACCUAAAGCAGCUUUUGAGGGGGAAAUAUUUUACAACUAGUUAAUUUUUUUUAUUUCCCGCGCGCGCUAACAAUACGGUUUGUGCGCGCGCGCUAGUUAGCUUACUGGCUAGCAAGAGGUAUUCUUCACAGGACCGACAACAGCAAAGUGUGAAUGUGCCUCUGCUCAUCUGCAGUUACAGUUGCACAAUGGCUGUCUCCUCAUUUAGCUUGAUAGCACAGCACCCAAAGAACUGCAACAUAUCUAGUUUAAUUACAGGAUAGCAAUAAGCCCUCACUAUACCUCUGUUUACUUUAAUUGUGUUCUGGUCAGUCCCAGGUAAACCUUUUACAAGUUUGCACUGCUAAAUCUCAGAAAUCCUGUUAAGACAGGUGAGCCUAAAUAGAGACUAAUUUAUUUUAUAUUUAUUUAUUCUGCUAGCUGCUGUUUAGAAUUAUUAUAUAGUUAUUUUGACAGACAUUCAUUCCAUUUAAGAUUGUGAAAUAAGUCGUCUAUAGUUUACAGUCAUGGUUUCAACAACUGCAACCGCAAUAAUACUGGCUAGCACAGUAAUGCUAGCGACCAACACUGCUCUGACAGAGUACAUGUGGCUGCUGAUUGUCGGCUUCAUCAUCGCCUUCAUCUUGGCUUUUUCUGUGGGUGCCAAUGAUGUUGCCAACUCAUUUGGCACAGCUGUGGGCUCUGGAGUGGUCACCUUGCGACAGGCAUGCAUCCUGGCCAGUGUGUUUGAGACUCUGGGCUCUGUGCUACUCGGGGCCAAAGUGAGUGAAACCAUUCGUAAGGGUAUCAUCGACGUGAACAUGUACAAUGGCUCUGAGCAUGUGUUAAUGGCUGGAUCUGUCAGCGCCAUGUUUGGUUCUGCUGUAUGGCAGCUGGCUGCCUCCUUCCUUAAACUCCCAAUCUCUGGAACACACUGCAUUGUUGGUGCUACUAUUGGCUUCUCGCUGGUUGCCAGAGGUCAGCAGGGAGUCCGGUGGAUUGAACUCCUACGUAUUGUUGCUUCCUGGUUCCUGAGUCCCCUUUUGUCUGGAAUAAUGUCAGGCGUUGUUUUCUACUUUGUGCGCAUGUUCAUCCUGCAAAAGAAAGACCCUGUACCUAAUGGACUAAGGGCCCUGCCUGUCUUCUACGCCAUAACCAUGGGAAUCAACCUGUUCUCCAUCAUGUUCAGUGGCGCUCCGAUGCUGGGAUUUGACAAGGUCCCUUGGUGGGGUAUCCUGCUCAGCUCAUUGGCCUGCUCUCUGCUGACUGCUAUUGUGGUCUGGUUUAUUGUCUGCCCUCACCUCAAGAAGAAGAUUGAACGAGAUAAUAAGUCUUCCAGCCCCUCUGAGAGCCCUCUGAUGGAGAAGAGAGAGGCCCACUGUCCAAUCCUGAAACAGACUGCCAAGGAGACUUUAACACCUACCACUCCAGCUGUCAAUCAAAACAUCUCUGCUCAGCCUCAGGCUGCUCCCGAGGAACGUAGGGUGACCUUUGGCAUCGGAGAUUCUGACUAUCUGGACAAUAAGGAACGUAAGGUGGCGUUUGACAUUGGAGAUUCUGAUGACACAGACUACAGCAGUGCAAAUGGCGCCCCCAAACAUAUCCCAUCGAGCAGUCAGGUCCAGGUCCAGCACAGCAAUGGCUCCACAAAUGCUCACAGUCAGGUCCAGUUCAACAACCAGGUUCAGUUUAACAACAGGCCAGCACAGAUGCCAAGUAAUGGUUACAGCCAGUACCACACAGUCCACAAAGACUCUGGCCUCUACAAGGAUCUGCUGCACAAGCUCCACUUGGCCAAGGUUGGUGACUGCAUGGGCGAGGGGAGUGACCGACCUAUCCGGCGCAACAACAGCUACACCUCCUAUACCAUGGCAAUCAUUGGCAUGCACGGAGACUUCAAGCACAGAGAAGGGGAUUUCCAUUCCAGUGAGGAUGGUGACAAGGGCUCAGGUUCAGGUGGUCAGGACAGGAAGCGUGUACGUAUGGACAGUUACACCAGCUACUGCAAUGCUGUGGCGGAGCACAUGACCCCUGAGGGUCUGAGAGAGGGUGAUGUGACACUAGAAAUGGGGAAGGAGGAUGGAGGUAGCAGUCGAAGCUCUGUGGAUGAUGAUAGGCUUGAGGCAGACAAGCCAGAAGUCUCAACUCUCUUCCAAUUCCUCCAAAUUCUCACUGCGUGCUUCGGCUCCUUCGCCCAUGGAGGAAACGAUGUUAGUAAUGCCAUUGGACCGUUGGUGGCUCUGUGGCUGGUUUACACAAGCAGCAGUGUGACUUCAACAGAACCUACACCCAUUUGGCUGUUGCUGUAUGGUGGCGUGGGCAUCUGUGUUGGACUCUGGGUGUGGGGUCGCAGAGUGAUCCAGACCAUGGGUAGAGACCUUACCCCCAUUACUCCCUCAAGUGGUUUCAGCAUUGAACUGGCCUCAGCCGUGACUGUCGUAGUAGCCUCUAACAUUGGCCUGCCUGUCUCCACCACCCACUGCAAGGUUGGUUCUGUUGUUGCAGUGGGAUGGCUACGUUCAAGGAAGGCAGUAGACUGGCGUCUGUUCAGAAACAUCUUCAUGGCAUGGUUUGUGACUGUGCCCAUCUCUGGCCUAAUCAGUGCUGCCAUCAUGGCUAUUUUCAUCCAUGGCAUCUUUUGAGCAUUCAGCUGUACCCCAAGCAGGGGAGAAGAAAGAAACCGCUUCAUUGUGUGCCAGGGGCAAGGGAUGGGAGUUUAGAAGGCCAAAAUAUAUCACUUACCUCAAGCAAACUACUUCAAAAGAAAAGGUAAAAAAUAUCAAAGGACUUGAGAUAUGGGUCUGCAUUAUCAACCUGGAAUUUUUUAUUUAUUUUUUUUUGGUUGAGUGGGGAAACUUGCAUUUCCUUGUUCCAACUAGUUUUUUCAUAUCAACAUUCUGUAGAGAGCUAAUCUAAAAGCAUCAACUGCUUUAAAAAAAAAGCCUUUUUUUUCUUUUUAAAUAUUUAUGUGUGUGUGUGUG